AUGGCAGCAUCACUUCCAAAUGUGAGGCUGUUCCCCUUCCAUGCUGUGAGCGCGUCGCUGCCGGAUCUGCGGCAGGGCUCCUGGAAUGACCUCAUAGCGGCGCCUGCAUCGGGGGACAAGGGAAGUUCUGGGCCAGACCGCACAGCGGGCCUUAUCCUGUCAGAGCCACACUUCCUCCUGGUGGAGGACCUGCUGGCGCGGUUGCGGGGGGCACUGCCGGAGGCGCCGCUGCUGGGAGGGGUCGUCGCGCCGAGCGCGUGGGGGCCCGGGCAGAGCUUGCGGGGGGCCCUCUUUUUGAAUUCAGACGCGCACGAUGAGGGUGCUGUGGGCUGCCUCAUGCGCGGGCCGCUGCGCUUCGACCAGCUCUGCUGGCAGGGCUGUCGGCCUGUGGGGCGCGUAGUGCGGGUGACUGGAGUGGAAGGCAACGCCAUCACGCACCUGGACGACCUGCCCGCCCUCCUAGUGAUGCAGCGGCUAUUCACUGAGAUGGACGAUUCGGAGCGGCUGCUGCCGCUGCAGAUCGGCCUGGACCCCACAGGCACCGGCAGCGCUUUCGUGGCCAGGAACCUGCUGGGGUUUGACACGCCGCGGCUGGCAGUGCAAGUGGCGGUGGCGGGUGUGGAGGAGGGAACGCUGCUGCAGCUGCACCUGCGCGACUCCAUGUGGGCACAGCAGGGCCUGCGCGACCUCGUCCAGGAUUAUGCGGAGUGCCUGCCGGCGGAUGUGAGGGAGAGGCCGGAGCGGCUGGGUGCCUGGCUGUACUCCUGCGCUGACGUGGCACAUCUGGAGGAGGCCUCACUCCAGGCCAUCAUGCCCUCCACCCUCCUACAGGAGCGGGUGUGUUAG
Coccomyxa subellipsoidea C-169 is the source of this 846-nucleotide messenger RNA. RefSeq lists its product as hypothetical. The transcript is spliced from 8 exons. The record is from RefSeq and is a predicted model, not a curated record. NCBI's taxonomy places the organism in Eukaryota, Viridiplantae, Chlorophyta, Trebouxiophyceae, Coccomyxaceae. The coding region runs from base 1 to 846 and encodes 281 amino acids.